Messenger RNA from Linnemannia hyalina, 1794 nucleotides. Lineage: Eukaryota; Fungi; Mortierellomycota; Mortierellomycetes; Mortierellales; Mortierellaceae. The record is from the annotation of a GenBank genome assembly.
AUGCUGUAUCUGACAAAGGACCUGUUCCCGGUGUUUGUCCCACUGGGAAUCAUCGGGUUCUACCGCUACCUCUGGUUUGUGAUCAAGCUCUUGGCCUACUUCUUCUACCGGCCCAUGGAGCCCAAGGAGAACCCGACCUACCGUGCAGAAUACGAUGUCACCAUCAUUGUACCCACCAUUGACGCCGGAGAAGAGUUCAAGGAAGCCGCACACUCGUGGCUCGUCAACAACCCCAAGGAGAUUAUCAUUAUUACUGAGACCAAGAUGAAGGACGCCCUCCAGGAACUCGCCAAUUCUGUCGACCCAACCCGUAUCCGAGUCCUGACGGUUCCCAAGGCAAACAAGCGGUUGCAGAUGGUGGAGGGGAUUCGGAAUACGACUAGUGAGAUUAUCGUCUUUGCAGAUGAUGAUGCUAUCUGGGGCCCACAGACAUUGGAGUAUAUCCUGGCUUGUUUUGAGGACCCGAACAUGGGAGGCGUGGGCACGUCGCAGACGGUCAAGUCUGUGGGGCGGUAUCAGACUGUUUGGGAGGUCCUUGCUGGGUUCCGGUUGACGAUUCGUAACAUUGAGAUUGCGGCCUCGACACACAUCGACGGCGGAAUCUGCUGUCUCUCUGGACGGACGGCCGCCUACCGGACAUGUAUCCUCCAGGACCCUCAGUUCCAGUACAACUUCACGCACGAUUUCUGGCUGGGCAAGUAUCCGCUCAACUCUGGUGACGACAAGUUUCUGACGAGGUGGAUGGUCUACCAUGGAUGGAACACCUAUGUCCAGGUCUGCAAGGAAGCCGAGCUCCUGUCGACGUUCAAGAACAACUGGCGUUUUGUUAAACAAGUCCUUCGUUGGACUCGUAACACCUGGCGGUCGGAUUUCCGGUCCCUCUUCACCGAACGCAAGAUCUGGAGCCGCCACCCCUAUGUCGCCUUUACGAUGAUCGACAAGAUCUUUAACCCAAUCACUCUCCUCUCGGGCCCCCUUUCCGUCAUUGCCAUGGCCGCCAAGGGCGAGUUCCAUCUGCCGCUGUGGGACAUCAUCAUCUCGUACAUCGUCUGGUUGAUGCUCACCCGUAUUGUCAAGCUGUUGCCCCACUUGUUCAAGCGUCCUCAGGAUAUCAUCUGGGUCCCUGCGUUCUUGAUCUUUGGGUACUACUUUGCGAUCAUGAAGAUCUAUGCCCUCUUCACGCUUCAUGAAGUCGGUUGGGGAACUCGAGCUGGUAUCGAUCAAACACCCGCUGAACUCGCAGCCGAGAAGGAGAAGCAGCGGUUGGAUGCUGAACUAUUGGAGCAGGAUCAGGAGAAGGCUGCCUAUGAGAGCCGCGAUGAGGCCACCCGUGCUGCCGUCGCUGCCGCCACCGCAGCCGCCGCCGCCACUGCCUACGAACAACAAGAACAACAGCAACAACAACAAAUGCAGCGUAUGGAACAUCCUAUCAUUCCACCACCUAGGCCCGACUCCCCUGGCAGUAGCGACCUCAUCCGUCACUUCUCGCGUCAACAGGAACAACAGCGUCAAACCGCCGCUGCACGAGCAACUCGUCUGGCUACGACCACCAACGCCGACUAUGAGGAAGACGAGGACGUGUACGAAUACAAUCAAGACGAUGAGCUGGCUCAGUAUUUCGCACAGGCCGACGCCGCCCGUAGCAACCUCAACCUGUCCCAACAGCCGAAUGCCCUUUAUGGAGGCGCUGGUGGGGCGAGUACGAUAGACCUCUAUGGCCGUAGUGGUGGCGCUCCUCCACCACCUACUUCGCCGCGUUUUGGUGGUGGUGCCGGUAGACGUGGAGGUUACUAG